CGCGGAGCCAUGGACGGCAGCGGGCCCUUCAGCUGCCCCAUCUGCCUGGAGCCGCUCCGGGAGCCGGUGACGCUGCCCUGCGGCCACAACUUCUGCCUGGCCUGCCUGGGCGCGCUCUGGCCGCACCGCAGCGCGGGCGGCACCGGCGGCCCCGGGGGCGCGGCGCGCUGCCCGCUGUGCCAGGAGCCCUUCCCCGACGGCCUGCAGCUCCGCAAGAACCACACGCUGUCCGAGCUGCUGCAGCUCCGCCAGGGCGCGGGGCCCGGACCCAUGUCUUCCCCGACCUCCGGCCCGGCCAGGAGCCCCACGCCGGAGCCCUCGGCUCCCAGCGCGCCGCCCCUCGCUCCGGAGCCGUCGGCUCCGUGCGCGCCCGAGCCGUGGGCGACGGGCGAGGAGCCGGUGCGCUGCGACGCGUGCCCCGAGGGCGCGGCCCGUCCCGCCGCGCGCUCCUGCCUGUCCUGCCUCGCCUCCUUCUGCGCGGCGCACCUGGGCCCGCACGAGCGCAGCCCCGCGCUGCGCGGGCACCGCCUGGUGCCGCCGCUCCGCCGGCUGGAGGAGAGCCUGUGCCCGCGCCACCUGCGGCCGCUCGAGCGCUACUGCCGCGCCGAGCGCCUGUGCCUGUGCCAGGCCUGCGCCGCCCAGGAGCACCGCGGCCACGAGCUCGUGCCGCUGGAGCAGGAGCGCGCGCUCCAGGAGACCGAGCAGCCCAAAGUCCUGAGUGCUGUGGACGACCGCAUGGAUGAACUGGGUGCCAGCAUCGCACAGUCCCGGCGCACGGUGGCCCUCAUCAAGAGUGCAGCUGUGGCCGAGCGGGAGAGGGUGAGCCAGCUGUUUGCCGAGGCUGCGGCGGCCCUGCAAGGCUUCCAGACAGAGCUGCUGGGCUUCAUCAAGGAGGGGGAGUCGGCCCUGCUGAGCCGAUCUCAGGGCGACCUGUGGCGGCAGGAGGAACAGCGCAACCGAUUAAGCCGGGCUCGCCACAACCUUAGUCAGGUCCCCGAAGCCGAUUCUGUCAGCUUCCUGCAGGAGUUCCUGGCCCUCCGGCUGGCUCUGGAGGAGGGGUGCGGCCCCGGGCCCGGCCCCCCCAGGGAGCUCAGUUUCACCAAGUCCUCCCAAGCCGUGCGCGCCGUGAGAGAUGCACUGGUCUCGGCCUGUGGCAGCCAGUGGGAGCAGCUGCGGGGGCUGGGCGGUGACGCGGACGGGCUGCAGAAGCUGGGCCCCGAAGCUGAUGUGGAGUCUCAGGACGCGGACAGCACAAAUCUCCUGGACAGCGAGGCUCCCAGGGACUAUUUCCUCAAGUUUGCCUACAUCGUGGAUCUGGACAGUGACACGGCAGACAAGUUCUUGCAGCUGUUUGGAACCAAAGGUGUCAAGAGGGUUCUGUGUCCCAUCAACUACCCCGAGUCCCCGACCCGCUUCACCCACUGCGAGCAAGUGCUGGGCGAGGGCGCCUUGGACCGAGGCACCUACUACUGGGAGGUGGAGAUUAUAGAGGGAUGGGUCAGUGUGGGGGUCAUGGCCGAAGGCUUCUCCCCUCAAGAGCCCUACGACCGGGGCCGUCUGGGCCGCAACGGCCACUCAUGCUGCCUCCAGUGGAAUGGACGUGGCUUUUCUGUGUGGUUCCACGGGCUGGAGGCCACCCUGCCUCACGCCUUCUCCCCCACCGUCGGGGUCUGCCUGGAGUACGCCGAUCGCGCCCUGGCCUUCUACGCCGUGCGUGACGGCAAGCUGAGCCUCCUCCGGAGGCUGAAGGCCUCCCGGCCCCGUCGGAGCGGCGCCCUGGCAUCUCCCACUGACCCCUUCCAGAGCCGUCUGGACAGCCACUUCGGGGAGCUCUUCAACCACAGGCUGAAGCCUGCCUUCUUCUUGGAGAGUGUAGAUGCCCAUCUGCAGAUUGGGCCCCUCAAAAAGUCCUGCAUAUCCGUGCUGAAGAGGAGGUGAUAGAGGGCUGCUGCUUCUGCCCUCGGGAGCUGGGGUCUCGCCUUGUCCCCCGAAGGCACCAGCCCCGGAGUCCACAUCCCCAGCCUUCUCACGUCUGCAGGCCUCCGCCUUUUGUAACUUGGCCUUCCAUUUUUCAGAGGAGGUCCCCAGUCCCCCAGCCCCUGCCCCCCUGCAGGACUUGUUUGGGGGAGAGAGCGCUUCAGCUUUUUGUUUGGGGGAGAGAGAGCGCUUCAGGUUUUCAGAACACUGCCUGGUAUCUA
Dipodomys spectabilis (banner-tailed kangaroo rat) is the source of this 2198-nucleotide messenger RNA. It is a transcript of the gene Trim47, whose product is annotated as tripartite motif containing 47. Bases 10 to 1938 code for a protein of 642 amino acids. NCBI's taxonomy places the organism in Eukaryota, Metazoa, Chordata, Mammalia, Rodentia, Heteromyidae. The transcript has 6 exons. Gene Ontology annotation, molecular function: zinc ion binding. The record is from RefSeq and is a predicted model, not a curated record.